AUGCUGGAGUCCUUGUGGUGGUCCCCAUUCCCCUUCCGAUUGAUUGAGAUGCUUGUUGGCCUGGCCAUUCACGCUGCUGAAAAUGCGUCCCAGCUCAGCGAGAACGUCACUUUCUACACCCACGGCAACGAGGCACUCACUGCUAGUCUUGAGCCCACAGUCAACAAGAAAGGCAACUGGACAGCCCAGCCGCGGGUGGCCAAGCGCUUAGUUAGAGCCGACGGUGACUCGGUCACCCUUGAGUUUGGAGACGGGACGACGAAGAAGGAAAAGUUCAUAGUCCAUCAGCCGCUGACUGUGGCUUCCGGGCCUUUUGUUCAGCAGUUGGGACUUGCCACGACCCCGAUGGGAGACAUUCAGGCAGAAGGGCCGGUCCAUCAGACCAGUGUGCGAGGAAUCUUCGCCGCAGGAGACUGCAUGACCCCGUACAAGGUCAUCCCGGGGGCGAUCUCCACUGGGUGCAAUGCCGCCGUGGGGGCGCUUCUGGAUUUCAUAUUAGCGUACAUCCACACAAUAGGCUUGAACCCUCAAAACUGGUCCAGCCCAAAGAAAUUCUUCGUGACCUUCGAGAUCUGCUUCCUCACCUUCAGCGUCUACAUAGGCAGCGCCAUCUUCUCUGCCGGCAUCCAGGACGUGAUGACCGUCUUCGGCGUCUCCCAGGUCGCGGCAACCCUCGGCCUCACCCUUUUUGUGGCAGGAUACGCCGUGGGACCGAUGGUGUGGGCGCCCUUGUCUGAGAUCCCGCAGGUCGGUCGCAAUCCAGUGUACAUCCUGACGCUGGCCGUCUUCGUGGCACUCCAGGUCCCGACCGCGCUGGCCGCCAACUUCGGCAUGCUAUUGGCCUUUCGGUUUCUCACGGGCUUCAUCGGCAGCCCAGCCCUCGCGACCGGCGGCGCCAGUAUCGGCGACAUGUACACACCCUCAAAGCGGACGUACGGCCUCGCCGUCUGGGGCAUCGGCGCCGUCUGCGGCCCCACGCUCGGCCCGCUCGUCGGCGGCUUCGCUGUCCAGGCAAAGGGGUGGAACUGGGCCAUCUGGGAGCUGAUGUGGCUGUCCGGGUUCUGCCUAGCCGUACUGGUGUUCCUACUCCCGGAGACAUCAACCGCCAACAUCCUCUACCGCCGCGCACGACGCUUGCGCAAGCUCACGGGCAAUCAUAGGCUUGUCUCCGAGGCGGAGCUGGCCGGAAAGGACAUGACCGGCAGGGACAUUUUGUCUAUGACUCUUGUGCGGCCCUUCAGCUUGCUGUUUACCGAGCCGAUCGUGUUUGCGCUGGACUUGUACAUCGCGCUGAUAUACGGGUUGUUGUACAUCUGGUUUGAGUCCUUUCCAAUAGUGUUCGAGGGCAUAUAUGGCUUCUCCCCCGGCACUUUGGGGCUUGCCUAUCUGGGCAUCCUCGUUGGUACGUUUGCUGUGCUGCCCCCGUUUGUGUGGUACCAGCACAAGUACAUCGAGCCCAGAUUCAACGAGAACGGCGAGCUCAUACCAGAGUGGCGCCUCACGCCCGCCUUUGUCGGCGCCUCUGCGAUCCCAAUCUGCCUCUUCUGGUUCGGCUGGACAAGCCGUGCGGAUAUCCACUGGGUCGUGCCCAUCAUCGGCACAUCUUUGUUCAGCGUGGGCGCGUUCCUGCUCUUUAAUGCAGUCCUUAACUACCUGUCUGACGCGUACCCCGAGUAUGCGGCGAGCGUGCUGGCGGGUAACGAUUUCUUGAGGAGCUGUCUGGGUGCUGGCUUCCCGCUAUUUGCCUCCGCAAUGUACAAGAAGUUGGGAGUGGAUUGGGCCAGUUCGACCCUGGGGUUCAUCAGCAUUGUCUUCAUCCCAAUCCCGUUCGUGUUGUUCAAGUAUGGUCAUUGGGUGAGGUUGAAGAGCAAGUAUGCACGGCAUGACCUAUGA
Molecule: messenger RNA, 1893 nt
Organism: Diaporthe citri
Lineage: Eukaryota; Fungi; Ascomycota; Sordariomycetes; Diaporthales; Diaporthaceae
Exons: 4
Coding region: 1-1893 (630 amino acids)
Biological process (GO): xenobiotic detoxification by transmembrane export across the plasma membrane
Molecular function (GO): fluconazole transmembrane transporter activity
Source: RefSeq, a predicted model, not a curated record